This is a messenger RNA of Prunus mume (Japanese apricot), 5041 nucleotides long. RefSeq names its product pyrophosphate-energized vacuolar membrane proton pump. Gene Ontology annotation, biological process: proton transmembrane transport. The record is from RefSeq and is a predicted model, not a curated record. Gene Ontology annotation, molecular function: inorganic diphosphate phosphatase activity; diphosphate hydrolysis-driven proton transmembrane transporter activity. NCBI's taxonomy places the organism in Eukaryota, Viridiplantae, Streptophyta, Magnoliopsida, Rosales, Rosaceae. Gene Ontology annotation, cellular component: membrane.
UUCCAAUUUUCUAAAUAUUUUAUUUAUUUUUUAUCGGCAACCAAAUUCUAUUUUAACAAUAUUUAAAUUUUCAAAUAUAAAAAAUAAAAAUGCCACACGCCCGCUUUGCCCAGACUCCAAUCUCACUUAUAUAUAUAAAUCCCACUCUCAUCAUCUACACACUCAAACUCGUUCAUAUUCUCUCUCCCUCUCACACAAACACACCCACCUCCAAGCCAAGCCUCUCUGUUUCCUCUGUUUUCUUCCCUGUUUUCUCUGUUGGGUAAAAUCAUGGGGGCGACGCUUCUCCCAGAUCUCGGAACCGAGAUUCUGAUACCGCUGUGCGCGGUCAUUGGCAUCGCCUUCUCUGUGGUCCAGUGGAUGUUUGUCUCUCAGGUCAAGCUCUCGCCUGGUCGAGACGCCAACUCAAACGCCCCCGGCAAAAAUGGCUACAACGAUUACCUCAUCGAAGAAGAAGAAGGCGGUAAUGACCACAACGUCGUCCUCAAAUGCGCCGAAAUUCAAAACGCCAUAUCUGAAGGAGCAACCUCAUUCCUUUUCACCGAAUACAAAUACGUCGGUGGUUUCAUGGUAGCUUUUGCAGUCUUGAUUUUCGUUUUCCUUGGCUCUGUGGAGGGAUUUAGCACAAGUAGCCGUCCAUGUACAUAUGACCAAACAAAGAUAUGCAAACCAGCUCUUGCCACUGCCAUCUUUAGCACAAUUUCCUUCUUGCUUGGUGCUAUAACGUCAGUGGUUUCUGGUUUCCUUGGGAUGAAGAUUGCUACUUAUGCGAAUGCCAGAACAACAUUGGAGGCAAGAAAAGGUGUUGGGAAGGCUUUUAUUACUGCAUUCAGAGCAGGAGCUGUUAUGGGCUUUCUCCUUGCUUCAAGUGGUCUAUUGGUUCUUUACAUUGCUAUCAACGCCUUCAAGUUGUACUAUGGUGAUGACUGGGGUGGCCUUUUCGAGGCUAUAACUGGUUAUGGUCUUGGGGGAUCUUCCAUGGCUCUCUUUGGCAGGGUUGGUGGAGGCAUCUAUACCAAAGCUGCUGAUGUUGGUGCUGAUCUUGUUGGCAAGGUUGAGAGGAAUAUUCCCGAGGAUGACCCAAGGAACCCAGCUGUGAUAGCUGAUAAUGUUGGAGACAAUGUUGGGGAUAUAGCCGGCAUGGGAUCUGAUCUUUUCGGAUCCUACGCUGAGGCAUCGUGUGCUGCCCUUGUGGUCGCAUCCAUUUCCUCAUUUGGGAUCAAUCAUGAGUUAACUGCAAUGCUAUAUCCUCUCAUUGUCAGUUCCGUUGGCAUCCUCGUUUGUUUGCUCACCACCCUGUGUGCAACAGAUUUCUUUGAGAUCAAGGCUGUAAAUGAAAUUGAACCAGCACUGAAGAGGCAGCUCGUCAUUUCCACUGUACUGAUGACUGUUGGAAUUGCAAUUGUUACAUGGAUUUCUGUUCCAUCUUCCUUCACGAUCUUCAAUUUUGGUACACAGAAAGUUGUGAAGAGCUGGCAGCUAUUCUUAUGUGUUGGUGUUGGUUUGUGGGCUGGGCUUAUCAUUGGUUUUGUAACAGAGUAUUAUACUAGUAAUGCGUACAGCCCUGUGCAAGAUGUUGCUGAUUCUUGUCGGACUGGAGCUGCCACUAAUGUCAUUUUUGGCCUUGCAUUGGGAUACAAAUCCGUCAUUAUUCCUAUUUUUGCCAUUGCAAUUAGCAUUUUUGUUAGUUUUAGCUUUGCAGCUAUGUAUGGGAUUGCUGUAGCUGCCCUUGGAAUGCUGAGCACCAUAGCAACUGGAUUGGCCAUUGAUGCAUAUGGUCCCAUCAGUGACAAUGCUGGAGGAAUUGCUGAGAUGGCCGGCAUGAGCCACAGAAUCAGAGAGAGAACUGAUGCUCUUGAUGCGGCAGGAAACACCACUGCUGCUAUUGGAAAGGGAUUUGCAAUUGGGUCUGCUGCUCUUGUGUCCCUUGCUCUCUUUGGUGCCUUUGUUAGCCGUGCUGGUAUCUCAACAGUUGAUGUGUUGUCUCCAAAAGUGGUUAUUGGUUUGUUAGUGGGCGCAAUGCUUCCUUAUUGGUUCUCUGCCAUGACGAUGAAGAGUGUGGGAAGUGCAGCUCUAAAGAUGGUUGAGGAAGUGCGCAGGCAAUUCAAUACCAUCCCAGGUCUCUUGGAGGGUACUGCCAAGCCUGACUAUGCUACAUGCGUUAAGAUUUCGACGGACGCCUCCAUCAAAGAGAUGAUUCCCCCUGGUGCCCUUGUCAUGCUUACACCCCUCAUUGUUGGGAUCUUUUUUGGUGUGGAAACUCUAUCCGGGGUGCUUGCCGGAUCCCUUGUCUCUGGUGUACAGAUUGCUAUCUCUGCAUCCAACACGGGUGGUGCUUGGGAUAAUGCCAAGAAGUACAUUGAGGCUGGUGCUUCAGAGCAUGCAAGGACGCUUGGUCCAAAAGGAUCAGAUCCCCACAAAGCAGCUGUCAUUGGUGACACCAUUGGAGACCCUCUCAAGGAUACAUCUGGGCCAUCGCUCAACAUUCUUAUCAAGCUCAUGGCUGUCGAGUCGCUUGUGUUUGCUCCGUUCUUCGCUACGCACGGUGGCCUGCUCUUCAAGAUCUCUACGACUACGAGUCCAAAGUCGCCGCCCAAUUCCACGACGCCCACACUCAAGAUCGCCAUCAUCGGCUUCGGCAACUAUGGCCAGUUCCUCGCCAAGACCCUCGUCGCCCAAGGCCACACCGUCCUCGCCCAUUCCCGAUCCGACUACUCCAAAACGGCGCAGGAUCUUGGCGUUUCCUUCUUCUCCGACCCACACGAUCUCUGCGAACAACACCCACAAGUCAUUUUGCUCUGCACCUCCAUCCUCUCCACCGAGCCCGUCCUCAAAUCGCUGCCUCUUCAGCGCCUCAGGCGAAACACCUUGGUCGUUGAUGUGCUUUCCGUCAAGGAAUUCUCCAAGGCAUUGUUGCUGAAGUUGCUGCCUGGCUACUUCGACGUCCUCUGCACCCACCCGAUGUUCGGGCCCCAGAGCGCCAAGCACGGGUGGAAUGGGCUCUUCUUCGUGUACGAAAAGGUCCGAAUUGGGUCCGAAGAAUCGAGGAUUUCGCGGUGCAAUGAGUUGCUGAACAUUUUUGAGAAAGAAGGGUGUAGAAUGGUGGAGAUGAGCUGCGCCGAGCAUGAUAAGUACGCGGCGGGUUCGCAGUUUAUGACCCACACGGUCGGGAGAGUGUUGGGGAUGUUGAAAUUGGAGUCGACGCCCAUAAAUACUAAAGGGUAUGAGACAUUGUUGGAUUUGGUGGAGAACACAGCUGGGGAUAGCUUUGAUUUGUAUUAUGGGUUGUUUAUGUACAAUAAGAAUGCAUUGGAGACUUUGGAGAGAUUGGACUUGGCUUUUGAGGCCCUGAAGAAACAGCUUUUUGGGCAUUUGCACGAUGUUGUGAGAAGGCAAUUGUUUGGCAAUGCAGAAAAGGCAAUAACUUUGCAGGAGGAUUAUGCGAAGCAGGCUCAAAAUGGAGCUGCAUUGGUAUCUUCUUCAAAAGCUUUGAGAUCACCAAAAAUUGUUCGGUCAGAUGACCAAAAAGCACAGAUUUCUGAUGACAACUCUUGGCUAAAGAUUGCAAUUGUUGGUUUUGGAAAUUUUGGUCAGUUCCUUGCUAAGACGAUUGUACGCCAAGGUCAUACGGUUCUAGCCUUUUCUCGAACAGACUACUCAGAUGUGGCUCAGAAAUUAGGCGUUUCUUACUUCUCUGAUGCAGACGAUCUGUGUGAAGAGCAUCCAGAAGUGAUACUUCUUUGCACAUCUAUUCUGUCAACUGAAAAAGUUCUGAGGUCAUUGCCACUGCAGAGGCUGAAGAGAAAUACUUUAUUCGUUGAUGUGCUUUCAGUGAAAGAAUUUCCAAGAAAUCUGUUUCUUCAAACUUUGCCGCUGGAUUUUGAUAUUCUCUGUACGCAUCCUAUGUUUGGACCAGAGAGUGGUAAAAACGGGUGGAAUGGUCUUUCUUUUGUUUAUGAUAAGGUCAGGGUUGGAAGUGAUGAAUCAAGGGUAUCACGCUGUGAUCAAUUUCUUGAUAUCUUUGCACGAGAAGGGUGCCGAAUGGUGGAAAUGUCUUGUGCAGAACAUGAUAGGCAUGCAGCAGGGUCACAAUUCAUUACACACACUAUGGGAAGGAUUUUGGAAAAGUUGGGUUUGGAAUCGACACCAAUCAACACAAAAGGUUACGAGACUUUGUUGAAUUUAGUGGAGAAUACAGCAGGAGAUAGCUUUGAUCUUUACUAUGGCUUGUUCAUGUACAAUAUUAAUGCAAUGGAGCAGUUAAAGAGGUUGGACAUGGCUUUUGAAUCUUUAAAGAAGCAGCUUUUUGGGCGUUUGCAUGGUGUUCUGCGGAAGCAACUUUUUGAGAACUCAGAUAAGUCUCAAGUUAUGCAGGAACAGGCCUUGUUGCCAAAACCAUCCCAGAAUGAAUCUGCAGUGACACCUUCUUUGGAGUCUCUUAACAUUCAGAAUAACUAAUUGUGAUCAUCUUCUACCUUUUCGGGUUCCACAUAAAGCUUUGUGGUGGUGUUGUAAUCUGAUAGCUGCUUCAGAACAGAAGGAAAUCAGUGAAAGACAUUAAUGCUGGUAUGCAAUCAAGCUGCUGGAGGUUGGCUCCGUAGUAACUGCAUCUGGAGGGCAUCUAUACACGUCGUAACUGUUGGAGCCAUUCUCAGUGAACGGUAAAAGAUUUUGAAAGUUAUGGUUGGGGGCUGGUUGUUCUUGUGUAAAAAUCCCUGACCUGUGGCAGCUCUCCAAUCAGUUCAACUGGCAGCACGUCAAAGCAAAAUGUUAUUUGAGCAGUAUCACUUGGAAAAAAAGGCCAUCAAGAAAGGGGAGCCCUAUAAAUUUAAGUGCAACAAGAAGUACAUGGAGAAGGACUACCCCAAGUGUUACGUUGUUGUUCAUUUUGCUUUCUUUCCUCUUUGGAAAAUGUUGAAUAUCCAGCCAUUCUUUUAAAAAUUAAAAUUAAAAAUGUUUGAUGUUAUGAUAAUAAGAGCCUUCUUCCUGUUGUAAAGAAGCAGGGUGGGGUUAACAUUAUAGAAAUCUUAAUUUAGGAGCA